AAGCACGUACUGUACGAGAGUGGUAAGUAUUCUCGGUUUGCGGUAUUUCAAAAGAGAGGUCAUCCUUGAAGAUUGUCCCUCUUUACAACACUAGCGCAGUGCAAAUAAGUGCUCGCUCGGUUGAGGCGGGCAACAUGGCAGAAACGCGGAGUCCGAUCGCGGAGCUCCUGCGGCACCCGGAGUCGUUCCAGUUAGCCGGUACCAAUGGUUUUCGACUUUUCUUCUUCAAUUCGCUACGACGACCGUGGUAGCAUUUAUCCCAUCGCUAUGUCAUCUGGAUCCGACUCAGAUGAGGACCACCAUCCUGCUCGGUCGGGGAAAUGAAGUCGCACUGUCUUAUUUGUAGACCUGUGUGCAAGCAGCUGGAGUCCUCGCUUGUUUGGCGAUCUGUUUUUUAUUCAAGAAUAAAUCGAAAGUGUGAAGUGAAGUCACUGCAUUGAUUUAUCGCACAACAUGUUCAACAAAAAGGUCCGCAGCCACGGGACCCCGACGACUUUUCGAAUUCGCAAGAGAGCCUCCUGGCCGAACGGGAAGCGUACCUGGCUACCUUGCUGCAGUCUGGAUGCGAGAGUCUUGACGCGACGCGACGUAUGGAGGCCGCGAAUGAGGAGACGGAGAAAAAGAUCCAGGAGCGGUAUGGAAAGCAAAUGUGAAAGAUUUCGGUCUGAAACAUAGCAGAGUUUUUCCCUGCAGCUGGCGCAUGACCCCGAAAUUCCGUUAUGUGUCACAUGAUAGAUAAUCAUUCGAUGGCAGCAGGCUAGCUAUCCUCAUUCACCAAUUACGGACUUGUGUCUUUGUGUCACACCGACCUACCACGAAUAUUUGCAAUGCAUAAAAAGGAAAAGCAGUCGAAACAGGUCUACGAGAGGUUGUUUAAUGACGGGGAGAAUAUCAAAUGUAAAAAUGUCUGGGUCUGGAAGAUUUCUAGAUUUGUCAUGCAUAUAAUUUUCCAUGAGCCAUGAUGUCUGUGAUGCAUGCCGUAGCAUCACAGAUUUUUAGAGGGCUUUGUGAUACCUCUACCGCAUGAGAAAUGCCCUCUCCACGUAGGACAAACCCGACCACUCUUGCUGGUCAUGCAACACAAAUUCUUUUAGAAUCCACAGACAGCAUCACAAGUUGUGACCUUCCAGACCCAGACAUUUUUACAGUUGAUAGGGAAGUACCGGGAGCGACGACGGGUUUACACGGAGAUUGGCAUCAUGGCAGAGCAUGAAGAAGUGCGCAAGUCGUGCACGUUCCAGCCGAAGCUGAUGACGAGGCGGGCGAGUACCAGUGGCGGGGCGCACAACAGGAGCACACGGGGAAACGGAUCGGCUCGGGGAGGUGCACUCUCCGCGCGCGGACUGCCUGGAGCCACCACGGGGGAAGCGAAGAAUCACCGCAGCUUGUCGCGGGACCCGUCCGCAGACGACGCUUUUGCGAGGCUGUACGAGGAAGCCUCGGUGCGGAAGCAGCGGCAAGAGCAACGGACCUGGCAUUACGAAAAAAGCGAGCGGCCCCUGUUUCAGCCACAGCUGCGGACAGGUAGUUUUUGCAAGUAGUACACUAGGCACGUUGUGACCUUCAAUGUAAUUUAGAAUUUGGUCAUUUAAAGACAUAGCUGUUUGUGAGUUUAUUAUCGGUCGUGACUGCAGUAAGUGCAAGUGUAAGUCUACGGCUGAGCCUUACAGGGGUUCUCUUUUUACCACGGGUUUUUGUUCCGGAAUCAGGUUCAAUUUUUCUCUAGGUUGCGAAACCGAAACUGCAUGUUCUAAAGGUAAAAAUAAGCGUGGCGAUGUUUCUGCACGGGGUCCCAAUAACAACAGCAGCAAUCCGAAUGACAGCAGUCUUUCGGAAAACCAAGCACAGCAGCGGGAAGACCGGUUUGCGCGUCUACACAGCGAUGCUGCCCGGUACAAGGCGAGCAAAGAAAAGCUUGCAGAAAGACACCACGCUCUGCUGUCCUUCCGUCCUGAUGUGGCAAAGAGCUCACGAACCGGACCGCAGUUUGCGAAGUGGACCCCCAUCUGGCAGCGGUUCGGGCAGGCCAACGUGGAAGACGAACUCAGCUACGAGGAUGCGCAGCCGGCUAUAGCACCAAAUAGUGAAGAGGUGCCGAUCUUGCGCGGGGGGCAGCAUCGGGACGAGCCCGCGCUGGAAGCAGAGUUGAAGCGAGGAACCGCCCGUGAGCGGCAAGCGACAACCCCGACCGGCGAGAAAGGAGUAGUCCAUGAUCCUGUGGAUUCAAGGUAAGACUUUUGUAACAGUCAAUUUUUUUGAUUUUGGCGGGAAUAAUCAUGAAAUACAGUUUUAUAAUUUAUUACCCCAGGAUGGAAUAAGUAGUAGAUUGAUGGGGUAGAGUGAAAUGCGAGGAUCAGUUGAAACCGGGGUACCAAAAAUGAACUUGCAUCCGGCAGAAGUAUUAUCUUUCCUCCGACUCCUGACAGGCAGCGAGUCCGUGCGGCGGCGCCGCGCGAUUACUACGAAUUUUCAUCCGCUCGCGAUUUCGACGAGGACGAGGAUGUUGACAAGGUGAAGAUUGCAAACGACAGUUCGGAAGAGGAAGCAAACGUGCGGUUGGCCGUUUCUUCGGAGGAGGAACCAGUUGUGGUCUAUCACGGACGUCGCGACCGGCAGGAGGCGCUCCCCUUGCGUAUGGACAUCGAUGACGAGGAGGAGGACGCCACCGAGGUGGAACCGAACAAUACCUCUGCUGGUGCGAACACCUCCGGCCGCGGCAACGUCUUCCCCGGAAAGAAGCUGCUGUUACCAGGAGGUUCUUCUAGUGCAACGUCCACUGCGGGAGCCGCGAGGGACAAGGCAAAGUCCUACGUGAGCGUGCCGACGGGUUCCAGUUCCAGUUCUAGGAUGGACCAACAACACGGCGGAAAAUGGAACAAAAUGAGCAGCAGCAGAAGAGUAUCCUCCGAAAAAGAAAUUGAUUUUUCCGUACACGUACCACAAAUGCGAUUUCGGCAGGACGAAACUCAAACUUUCAAUUAAUCCUAUCCAGCAUGACGCCUGGCAGGCUCGUCUAAGUUUUAGCGAAAAUUGUGAUGCUCGUGUACAGGAAUAAUUUGUUUAAGUGCAUAAAGAACGACUGCAGAGAUGAAUAAAACAAGCAAGCAGCAGAUGAAACCACGACCAGAGCAGGCCGACAUGAAGACCCGCGAGGAGCUAUUCUGUGUAAAAACGUCCCUGCCCAAGAGCCAAGAUGGAAAAUCUGCUUCAGACAAUUCAACAAACUUUGGCUGCCGCGCGUGACAAGUUUGGGCUCGCAAUGUACUUAGUUGUGUUUAGCUAUUGCAGAAGUAAUGUCGCAGAUUGAUCUACCGAGCUUCUUAUGCUCAUUUUUCGAGCAUCAAUAUACCAGAAAAGGUUUACUCGGAUGGCGCUCCACCGCAUGAGAAACAUUCUAUUUUUAAGCAUGCAGUCUAGCAUGACAGCUUUGGGCUGGGGACGCUUUUCCUUUGGAAAGGUGCUGGAUCGCGCCCGCCAGGAGAUUCAGAAGCGGCUGAAAAACAAGAUCGACGAAUACGCGGCGAAGGGGCAAAAAGCGCGGAAAGACAAGGAACCGCCGCCGAAGUUCAAGCGCACGCAGCUGCCGGCCUACAUUCAGCGCGCGAAGCAGGCGAGUAAAGAUAACCUGGGAGCCGCGACGAGCAAAACGUCCUCCGAUCCCGUCACGGAUAUUGGCGCUGUCUCGGCGAGGGACGAAUAUUACAAUGAAAAAUGCCCCCACCCCCGAACUUGGGAGCAUUUGUAUUGCAAACCUUUGCAAAUGAAACGCUCGCCCUCGUGCAUCUAUCAGAAUCACAGGCUCUCAAUCGUGAAGAGAAAAAAUUUGUAUUGCGCAAGAUCUCAGGAAGAGCGGCGCUUGUCAUGCAAGCAAUGCGAUAUGCGCCUAGACUCUGCAUCAGAAAGAUUCAUAGUCCUUUCAUGCAUAACAAAAAGUUUUCAUUUGGAAACUUUAGCAUCACAAAUUAUUGCAACUUUGGGGGUGGGGGCAUUUUUCAUUGUAAUAACAAAGCAGAAACGUUCAUCAAGCAAGCCGAACUGCUCCGACGCCGGAAGUAUCAAAUGUAAAGGUGUCUGGGUCUGGAAGAAUGCAACUUGUGAUGCUGCAUUUGGAUUCCACAAUAAUUUGUAUUGCAUGAGUACCAAAAGAAAGGCAAUUUUUGCUACGCUGAGAAGGCAUUUGUCAUGCGGACUACGCAUCAAGAAGCCCUCAAAAAAUCUGGAUUGCUAGGGGAUGCAUCACAGACAUCAUGGGUCAUGCAAAACGUGCAUGACAAGUGUCAGAAUCUUCCAGACCCAGACAUUUUUGCACUUGAUAGAAAGCAGAAGACUACCAGGAAUUUUACCAGCGCCGACGGGGCGGGAACUGUCACCGGCUCGACACGACCUGCGGGCACCCCUGGCAACGACGGCUACGUUCCAGCGACAAGCGCAGUCUCCACGAUGAACAAUCAGAACACGCAGGCAACUAGUACCCCACUAAGAGAAGGUACUGUUGAGCAGCAGAAGACCUCCAAGCUCUCGCCCGUUUUUCCGCCGCCAGCGACGGAAAAGAAAAUUCUGGCCUCCCCGAUGUACGUGCGCGCCCGAGGGGGGGUGAGCCCGCGGCCGAUGCGACAGGACAACUUGAACUUCGAAGGCGAUCACAGCCGGGCCGCGGCCUUAUACGAGGAAUCCUCGGCAUCCGCCUCUUUCUCCGAAAGUGGCAAGCAGAAGGUGCACCACUCUAGUUGUUCCGACUCUAGAAGUCCACCAGAAGCGAGGGACAAUGCACUCUAUGGCGGCGCACUGCCGGGUGCUCCGGCGAGGCGCAGCAGAGAAGGAGCGGGCGCUAAACUGCUCGUGUGGCAGCCGCCGCCGGCGUCUGCAAAUAGCGGCAACCGCGUUUCGAGUUCGUCAGCGAGAGGGCAGAUGAAGAUCGAGAGUCCCGGGAUUUCGCUGUUUCCGCAAAGCCCGCUUCUAUCCGCCUCUCCAGUUGCUCCCUUUCAUCCUGGAGGAAGUACCUUCGGUUUGCAACCGCCGCAAUUGCUGAAUCAACCAGGUCUCGUAACCCAGCCACUGAUCUCCCCGCUGCAACCACUGCCGACGAGUACUUACUUGCUGUGUUGGAACCUAGUAGGUCCUAGAACUAAAUGACCUGUGGCACGGUUUACUUAUGUCUCAUUUGUGUAGCUGUAGCAAGAGCUGGUUUCUCUGUCAUCAUGUGUAGGUCCUGCGGAUCACCUCGAUGAACGAUGAAUGAAAAAAGUUGGAGCAAAAACUACACUCAGGUCCCCUACUCCCAGCCGGAACUACGGGAUCGAUCAGCGGUGGGCGGUGAGAAUCCUGCGAAACCGAGACUGCGGCUGUAGCAGCACAGGAAGGAUUGUGGUGCUCCAAAAGGGGCAAAGUCAAAAUUACGAAUCGAAUUUUUUUUUUUUGCAUGUGAUUGUUUGUUUCUAACUUUAUCGCAUUUAAUAUCCAACAUCGAAGAAGCGACACUGUCUUGUCCAGCGUUUCCUUUUCCAAUUUUUUCUUGCCGAAUUUUUUUCAAACACCGUUGCAUACCUAUCUAUCAUUUAGAUGCCUUUUGAUGAAUUUUUCUUUUUUGAUUGAUCUCCGCAGAUGACCAAGAGUGACAGCUGCCCUAACCGACUUUUACACCUCUACCCAGACCUGUUUAAGUACUUAUUCUCUCGGACUCGAGGAUGGUUUGAGUUCCAAUCUGAAUUAACCCGCAAUUGUCUUCGGCAGGUCGUAUCUGAAGUUACAGAUUGGCAUUGUGCCUCAAUGUAUGAUGGUGGCUUAUUUUCUUGGGCCGGUCGUUGCAAGUGACGCGCUUGCACUUUUUCACAAAGCGCGGCAGUUUUUUCAAAUGAACGCAGAUUUUUUUUUGCACCCUGUGACAUCAUUCCUGUACAUCUGAACAGGAGAU
Amoebophrya sp. A120 is the source of this 5911-nucleotide messenger RNA. NCBI's taxonomy places the organism in Eukaryota, Dinophyceae, Syndiniales, Amoebophryaceae. The record is from the annotation of a GenBank genome assembly.